Molecule: messenger RNA, 8067 nt
Organism: Bemisia tabaci
Lineage: Eukaryota; Metazoa; Arthropoda; Insecta; Hemiptera; Aleyrodidae
Gene: Prp8
Product: pre-mRNA processing factor 8
Biological process (GO): spliceosomal tri-snRNP complex assembly; mRNA splicing, via spliceosome
Cellular component (GO): U5 snRNP; catalytic step 2 spliceosome
Molecular function (GO): U5 snRNA binding; U6 snRNA binding; protein binding
Source: RefSeq, a predicted model, not a curated record
UCGUCAGUUUCGCUUUCGAGAAUCAAAAUUCACGCCGUACGCCGUCGUUUUCGAUGCUCCGUGAAAUUAAGUACUUUUAAGCCCGUAAUGUGAUUCUGUUUAUUAUAUAAUAAUGAUAAUUUUGAGUUGAGAAGAGCGUGAAGUUGCUGUUUGACAAUGGCGAUACCACCUUACAUGCUGCCCCCUGGGUGGGCAUCUGUUAUGGUGCAGCAGCAGCAAAUGCAUGCUGCUGCAGUCCAUGCGCAGAUGCAAGCAGCACAACAGCAACAGUUACAGCAACAACAGCAGCAGCAACAUGUUCUGCCGUUCCCUACGCAGCCUAAACUCCCAGAAGCUUUAAGCGAGGAGAAGCUUCAAGAAAAAGCACAAAAAUGGCAGCAGCUUCAAUCCAAAAGAUUUGCUGAAAAAAGAAAGUUUGGGUAUGUGGAUGCACAGAAAGAAGAAAUGCCCCCAGAACAUAUAAGAAAAAUCAUCCGUGAUCAUGGAGAUAUGAGUAGUAGAAAGUACAGACAUGACAAGCGAGUCUACCUUGGCGCUUUGAAAUACAUGCCUCACGCCGUUAUGAAGCUAUUAGAAAAUAUGCCAAUGCCAUGGGAACAGAUUCGUGAUGUGAAAGUUCUGUACCAUAUAACUGGUGCCAUAACGUUCGUCAAUGAAAUACCGUGGGUUGUUGAACCUAUCUAUAUUGCACAGUGGGGAACGAUGUGGAUUAUGAUGAGGAGAGAAAAACGUGAUAGGCGACAUUUCAAGAGAAUGAGGUUCCCUCCAUUUGAUGAUGAAGAACCUCCCCUAGAUUAUGCCGAUAACGUCUUGGAUGUUGAACCCUUAGAAGCUAUCCAGAUCGAACUGGAUCCGGAUGAAGAUGGCCCAGUCCACAAAUGGUUUUACGACCAUAAGCCUCUAAUCGGAACCAAACACAUCAAUGGUUCAACUUAUCGGAAGUGGAAUUUGACAUUGCCACAACUAGCAACCCUGUAUAGACUUGCCAAUCAGCUCCUAACAGACUUGGUUGACGAAAAUUACUUCUACCUGUUCGAUUCGAAGUCAUUUUUCACAGCCAAGGCUUUGAACAUGGCAAUACCUGGUGGACCCAAAUUUGAACCGUUAAUCAAGGAUGCAAAUCCUGCGGAUGAAGAUUGGAAUGAAUUCAACGACAUCAACAAAAUUAUCAUCCGGCAACCAAUCCGUACUGAAUACAGAAUAGCAUUUCCUUAUCUGUAUAACAAUCUCCCUCAUUAUGUCCAUUUAUCUUGGUAUCAUGCUCCAAAUGUAGUCUACAUCAAAACUGAGGACCCUGAUUUACCAGCUUUUUACUUUGACCCCUUGAUCAAUCCAAUUGCUCACAGGCAUUCUGUCAAGGUGGUAGAACCUCUGCCAGAUGAUGAGGAAGAAUUUGAGCUCCCUGAAGAAUUCCAACCCUUUUUGCAAGAGACUCCGUUGUACACAGAUAACACAGCCAAUGGAAUCGCUUUGUUAUGGGCUCCAAGGCCUUUCAACACUCGUUCUGGACGUUGCAGGAGAGCCAUCGAUGUUCCUUUGGUGAAAAGUUGGUACAGAGAGCACUGUCCUCCUGGCCAGCCGGUGAAAGUUCGUGUCAGCUAUCAGAAGCUGUUGAAAUACUUUGUCCUUAACGCUUUGAAACACCGUCCCCCUAAACCUCAGAAGAAAAGGUAUCUUUUCCGAUCCUUUAAAGCCACAAAGUUCUUCCAAACAACAUCGUUGGACUGGGUUGAAGCAGGGCUCCAGGUUUGCCGGCAAGGAUACAAUAUGCUGAAUUUGUUGAUUCACCGGAAGAAUCUAAAUUACUUGCAUCUGGAUUACAACUUCAAUUUGAAACCUGUCAAAACGCUUACUACCAAAGAGCGUAAAAAGUCCCGUUUCGGAAAUGCUUUCCAUCUGUGUCGAGAAAUCUUGCGUCUGACCAAGUUGAUAAUUGACUCGCAUGUCCAGUACCGGCUGAAUAACGUUGAUGCAUUCCAGUUGGCUGAUGGUUUGCAGUAUGUCUUUGCCCAUGUGGGUCAGCUAACGGGUAUGUACAGGUACAAGUACAAACUAAUGAGGCAGAUUCGGAUGUGCAAGGACUUGAAACACUUAAUCUACUACAGAUUCAACACGGGUCCAGUUGGCAAGGGACCAGGUUGCGGUAUUUGGGCUCCUGGUUGGCGUGUCUGGCUAUUCUUCAUGCGAGGAAUCACACCACUACUAGAACGAUGGCUUGGAAACCUUCUGUCAAGGCAAUUCGAAGGACGUCACUCAAAAGGAGUCGCUAAGACAGUGACGAAGCAGCGAGUUGAGAGUCAUUUUGAUCUUGAACUGCGAGCCUCUGUGAUGCAUGACAUUGUCGACAUGAUGCCUGAAGGAAUAAAACAGAACAAAGCACGAACCAUCCUCCAGCAUUUGUCUGAAGCGUGGCGGUGUUGGAAAGCUAAUAUACCGUGGAAAGUUCCAGGACUGCCGACCCCCAUCGAAAAUAUGAUCCUGCGUUACGUGAAAAUGAAGGCUGAUUGGUGGACAAACACAGCUCACUACAACCGAGAACGUAUUCGACGUGGUGCAACUGUGGACAAAACGGUCUGCAAGAAGAAUUUGGGGCGUCUUACUCGAUUGUACUUGAAAGCUGAACAAGAGAGACAGCAUAACUACCUGAAGGAUGGACCCUACAUUUCACCAGAAGAAGCUGUUGCAAUCUACACAACAACUGUGCACUGGUUAGAAUCACGGCGCUUCGCUCCAAUCCCGUUCCCGCCUCUCUCAUACAAGCAUGACACGAAACUUCUAAUUUUAGCUCUCGAGAGGCUCAAAGAAGCAUACAGUGUCAAAUCACGCUUGAACCAAAGCCAACGAGAAGAAUUAGGUUUGAUCGAGCAAGCAUACGACAAUCCUCACGAAGCACUGUCUCGUAUCAAGCGUCAUUUGCUGACGCAGAGAGCCUUCAAAGAGGUCGGGAUUGAGUUCAUGGAUCUGUACAGCCAUCUUGUACCAGUAUACGAUGUGGAGCCAUUGGAAAAAAUCACGGAUGCAUAUCUUGACCAAUACCUGUGGUAUGAAGCGGACAAGCGGCGACUGUUCCCACCAUGGGUCAAGCCUGGAGAUACAGAACCCCCUCCACUUCUAGUCUACAAAUGGUGUCAAGGCAUCAACAACCUACACGAUGUCUGGGAUGUUAGUGAGGGUGAAUGUAACGUCCUGCUGGAAUCAAAGUUCGAGAAGAUCUACGAGAAAAUUGAUUUGACCGUGUUGAAUCGACUUUUGCGUCUGAUUGUCGACCACAACAUUGCUGAUUACAUGACAGCCAAGAACAACGUCGUCAUCAACUACAAAGACAUGAACCACACUAACUCCUAUGGUAUCAUACGUGGGCUUCAGUUUGCAUCAUUUAUCGUCCAGUACUAUGGGCUUGUCCUUGAUCUCCUGGUUUUGGGUCUGCAGCGAGCCUCUGAGAUGGCUGGCCCGCCACAAAUGCCCAACGAUUUCCUCACGUUCCAGGAUGUCCAAACGGAAGCGGCCCAUCCUAUAAGGCUGUAUUGUCGCUAUGUUGAAAAAGUCCACAUAUUCUUAAGAUUCACAGCAGAAGAAGCACGAGACCUAAUUCAACGCUAUCUGACAGAGCAUCCGGAUCCAAACAAUGAGAACAUCGUUGGCUAUAACAACAAGAAAUGCUGGCCUCGUGACGCUCGCAUGCGUCUGAUGAAGCAUGAUGUUAAUUUGGGUCGAGCCGUGUUCUGGGACAUCAAGAACCGUCUGCCUCGCUCUACCACCACUAUUCAAUGGGAAAACAGUUUUGUCAGCGUCUACUCGAAAGAUAAUCCCAAUCUCCUCUUCAACAUGAGUGGUUUUGAAUGCAGGAUUCUGCCAAAGUGUCGUACAACGCAUGAUGAAUUUACUCACCGUGAUGGCGUCUGGAAUCUGCAGAAUGAAAUUACAAAAGAGCGUACUGCCCAAUGUUUCUUGCGUGUAGACGAUGAAUCCCUACAGCGCUUCCAUAAUCGAGUGCGUCAAAUUCUCAUGGCUUCUGGUUCAACAACAUUCACGAAGAUUGUGAACAAGUGGAAUACAGCACUAAUUGGGCUCAUGACCUAUUUCCGUGAAGCUGUGGUCAAUACCCAAGAGCUCCUCGACUUGCUUGUCAAAUGUGAAAACAAGAUUCAGACACGUAUCAAAAUUGGUCUCAACUCCAAAAUGCCCUCAAGAUUCCCGCCAGUUGUUUUCUACACCCCUAAAGAACUUGGUGGUUUAGGUAUGUUAUCAAUGGGUCACGUCUUGAUUCCCCAGUCAGACUUGCGUUGGUCAAAACAAACUGAUGUUGGCAUCACCCAUUUCCGAUCAGGUAUGAGCCACGACGAAGAUCAGCUCAUCCCCAAUUUGUACAGAUACAUUCAACCCUGGGAGUCGGAAUUUAUUGAUUCUCAGCGCGUCUGGGCUGAAUAUGCCCUGAAAAGACAAGAAGCAAAUGCCCAGAACAGACGUUUGACACUGGAAGAUCUCGAAGACAGUUGGGACCGUGGUAUCCCAAGAAUCAACACUCUUUUCCAGAAGGACCGACACACCUUGGCCUACGAUAAGGGAUGGAGAAUUAGGACUGAAUUCAAACAGUACCAGGUUCUGAAACAAAAUCCAUUCUGGUGGACCCAUCAGCGGCAUGACGGCAAAUUAUGGAACUUGAACAACUAUCGGACAGACAUGAUCCAGGCCUUGGGAGGUGUUGAAGGUAUUCUGGAGCACACACUCUUCAAAGGAACCUAUUUCCCAACCUGGGAAGGUCUGUUCUGGGAGAAAGCCUCAGGUUUCGAGGAAUCCAUGAAGUACAAAAAGCUGACCAACGCCCAGCGAUCUGGUUUGAAUCAAAUCCCGAACCGUCGAUUCACACUUUGGUGGUCACCAACCAUCAACCGUGCUAAUGUCUACGUUGGUUUCCAAGUCCAGCUUGAUUUGACUGGUAUUUUCAUGCACGGCAAGAUUCCAACGCUCAAGAUUUCCCUGAUCCAGAUUUUCCGAGCCCAUUUGUGGCAGAAGGUCCACGAGUCAAUCGUAAUGGAUUUGUGUCAAGUGUUCGAUCAAGAGCUAGAUGCUCUAGAGAUUGAAACAGUCCAAAAAGAGACAAUUCAUCCCCGUAAAUCAUACAAAAUGAAUUCAUCGUGUGCGGAUAUUUUGUUGUUUGCUGCAUACAAGUGGAACGUCUCUCGACCGUCAUUACUUGCCGACUCAAAGGAUGUUAUGGAUAACACAACCACACAGAAAUAUUGGAUCGAUGUUCAGUUACGAUGGGGAGACUACGAUUCUCACGAUAUUGAGCGUUAUGCCCGCGCCAAGUUUUUGGAUUACACAACUGAUAACAUGUCUAUCUAUCCAUCACCAACUGGAGUUCUCAUUGCGAUCGACCUAGCAUAUAAUUUGCACAGUGCCUAUGGUAACUGGUACCCUGGAUGCAAGCCCCUGAUUCAGCAAGCCAUGGCUAAAAUAAUGAAAGCAAACCCUGCAUUGUAUGUGUUACGUGAACGUAUCCGCAAAGCACUCCAGCUUUAUUCCUCAGAGCCAACAGAGCCUUAUUUAUCCUCACAAAACUAUGGAGAACUCUUCUCAAAUCAGAUCAUCUGGUUUGUAGAUGACACAAAUGUGUAUCGAGUCACUAUUCACAAAACGUUUGAAGGAAAUUUAACGACAAAACCGAUUAAUGGAGCUAUCUUCAUUUUCAACCCUCGCACAGGUCAGUUGUUUUUGAAGAUCAUUCACACAUCUGUCUGGGCUGGCCAGAAACGUUUGGGACAAUUGGCAAAAUGGAAAACAGCAGAAGAAGUGGCUGCCUUAAUUCGUUCUCUACCUGUUGAAGAGCAACCCAAGCAGAUCAUCGUAACCCGUAAAGGAAUGUUGGAUCCAUUGGAAGUGCACUUGCUUGAUUUCCCUAACAUCGUAAUCAAAGGAUCGGAACUACAGUUGCCGUUCCAGGCUUGCCUUAAGGUUGAGAAGUUUGGUGACCUCAUUCUAAAGGCCACCGAGCCGCAAAUGGUGCUGUUUAAUUUGUAUGACGAUUGGCUCAAGACAAUCUCGUCGUACACUGCAUUCUCAAGGCUGAUCUUAAUUCUGAGAGCACUGCAUGUCAACACAGAGCGAACUAAGGUUAUCUUGAAACCGGACAAAACUACGAUCACCGAGCCGCAUCAUAUCUGGCCAACGUUGAACGACGAUGAAUGGAUCAAGGUGGAAGUCCAAUUGAAAGACCUAAUUCUGGCCGACUACGGUAAGAAAAACAACGUAAAUGUUGCCUCUUUGACGCAGUCUGAGAUUCGUGACAUCAUUUUGGGUAUGGAAAUCUCAGCACCAUCUGCUCAACGACAGCAGAUUGCCGAAAUUGAAAAGCAGACCAAAGAACAGUCUCAGCUCACAGCUACAACGACUAGGACUGUCAACAAACAUGGAGAUGAGAUCAUCACGUCAACAACAUCGAACUACGAGACACAGACAUUCAGUUCCAAAACUGAAUGGAGAGUCAGAGCCAUAUCAGCUACGAAUUUGCAUCUGCGUACGAACCACAUCUACGUGUCCUCAGAUGACAUCAAGGAAACUGGCUACACGUACAUUCUCCCCAAGAAUAUUUUGAAGAAGUUCGUCACAAUAUCGGAUCUUCGAGCACAGAUUGCUGGUUAUUUGUAUGGUGUGAGUCCUCCUGACAACCCACAGGUCAAAGAGAUCCGAUGUAUCGUCAUGCCUCCUCAGUGGGGAACACAUCAAACUGUGCAUCUUCCAAAUCAACUACCAUCGCAUCAGUAUCUGAAAGAAAUGGAGCCACUUGGAUGGAUUCACACUCAGCCCAACGAGUUGCCUCAACUUUCACCGCAGGACAUCACAACCCACGCUAAAGUAAUGGCUGACAAUGCAUCUUGGGAUGGAGAGAAAACCGUCGUCAUGACGUGCAGUUUCACACCCGGGUCUUGCUCGUUAACGGCUUAUAAAUUGACGCCAAGUGGUUUUGAAUGGGGUCGACAAAACACAGACAAAGGCAACAAUCCUAAAGGGUACCUUCCGAGUCAUUAUGAGAAAGUCCAGAUGUUGUUGUCUGAUCGAUUCCUUGGAUUUUUCAUGGUACCAGCUCAAGGAUCGUGGAACUAUAAUUUCAUGGGAGUGAGACAUGAACCUGGAAUGAAGUACGAAUUGCAGUUAGCCAAUCCCAAAGAAUUUUACCAUGAAGUUCACCGCCCGGCGCAUUUCCUCAACUUCUCAUCAUUAGAGGAUGGUGAUGGGGUUGGAGCUGACCGCGAAGACAUGUUUGCCUAAAUAAUGUAUUGGUCAGGCUUCAAGCUUCAGCACUUCAAGGUAUUUUCUUCAACUCGCUCAUGUGUAAAUAUUAUCUGUAGCAAUGAAUCAGCGAAUUCAACUUGCGGAAGUAGCAUUUACUGUCUUACAUUUGGCUGCUUUAUCAGUCGAGUGACAAAGCUGUUUUUGUACUUAUUUUAAAAUAAUACUUUGUAAAUAUCAGUUUUAAGAAUAGUACACGUUUUAAAAACUAAGUGUUCCCGAAAGGAGACUCAUUCUCUCACCUGAUCAAUCGUAAAGUUCUAGGAGAAUUUUAAUAAUAGUAGACAAUAUGUUGUUGCUAUAAUGAUCAACAAAAUUGUAUCUGGAGCAAUUUUCUGAUCCUUUAUGCCCACUUGAUGGAAAAUCACCGUCCCAUCAAGCACAUGAACCCCUAUACUGAUUGUAAUUUGUAUCUAUCUUGUAUAAACAACUUCGGAGUUCUAAACUGUGUAUCCUUGCUCUCAGAUUUACAUGAAAUUUCCCUUCGAGCACAGGUAGCUUAAUAAUCCUCAACACUGGAAAUUCUUUCACAACUUGCGCAUCUGACUGUAUCGUGUAAAUAAUUUUAAAUGUAUGCUUUUCUCUCCAUCAAUAUUGAUUUUGACUUUUCACUCUAGUGUUGGAUCAAUUAGCGUUGACAUCAUGCAAGACAUCAGCCACUGAACUACACUAACACUUUUAAACUUUAAGGAAUCACUCACUUGUACAUAUUUUGUUAUACUGUCCAGUUGCCCUAUUUUUCCAGUCAGAAUAAAUUGAUUUUUUUUUUCCAAUUGA